AAGAAUGAAUUUCUCAAAACUCCAAGCACCGAGGAUGAGUGGAGAGACGUCGUUGCUGGUUUCAGUAGAAACUGGAACUUUCCAAACUGCGUUGGAGCGAUGGAUGGAAAGCAUGUGAUAAUUACUAAGCCAGCAAACACGGGAACAGUUUACAGAAACUACAAGAAGAGCUUUAGCAUUAUACUGUUUGCCGUGGUCGAUGCGAACUACAAAUUUUUGUACACGGAUGUUGGUGCGCCAGGGUCACAGGGAGAUGCGGGCGUCUGGCAAACUACGCCUCUGCAAGCACACUUGUCAAACAUGUCGGCUGGUCUUCCGGAACUGGUCAAGGUGGGAAGCUUGCCUGAUCUGUACUUGCCACCAGUUUUCGUCGGUGAUGACGCGUUUCCUCUUGGAAGAAACUUGAUGAAACCGUUUGGGGAACGUUCGUUAUCAGAAGAGAAGAGAAUAUUUAAUUACAGGUUAUCCAGGGCUCGGCGUGUAGUUGAGAGCACCUUUGGAAUACUUGCGAAUAGGUUUAGAUUUCUGCACACCGUGAUUGACGCUGAGCCAAAACGGGUGACAUCAAUGGUGAAUGCAGCAUGCGUAUUGCACAACUUCCUCGCCAAUGAAUUGAACGCAGCUGACUCGUGUGCCGACACAACGCCUACUGCAACUCUGUUCUCUACACAGCCUUAUUCUCGCGGACGAGUAAGUGCUGUUGGCUCCGCCGUACGUGACAGCCUAUGCGAAUUUUUGAAUGGCAGGGGUGCUGUGUCAUGGCAGCGUACGUCAGCCCACUUGGAGGCCGAUGUAUACAGAAGGCCAUAAGAUUACGCAAAGAUAGUGCAAGAUGCACAUGCGUUGUCAUAAAAUAAAGUUGUUGAAAAAUAAAAUGCGGUUUGUUUAGUUGAA
Rhipicephalus microplus (southern cattle tick) is the source of this 894-nucleotide messenger RNA. RefSeq lists its product as uncharacterized. Lineage: Eukaryota; Metazoa; Arthropoda; Arachnida; Ixodida; Ixodidae. The record is from RefSeq and is a predicted model, not a curated record.